Messenger RNA from Acyrthosiphon pisum (pea aphid), 2722 nucleotides. Its product is annotated as max dimerization protein 1. Lineage: Eukaryota; Metazoa; Arthropoda; Insecta; Hemiptera; Aphididae. Bases 877 to 1614 code for a protein of 245 amino acids. Gene Ontology annotation, molecular function: protein dimerization activity; RNA polymerase II cis-regulatory region sequence-specific DNA binding; DNA-binding transcription factor activity, RNA polymerase II-specific. The record is from RefSeq and is a predicted model, not a curated record. Gene Ontology annotation, biological process: regulation of transcription by RNA polymerase II. The transcript is spliced from 6 exons.
AAUAACCCGUUGGCCACAGUCGCGAACACAGUCUUGGUAUCGACGUACCGUCGCUGCCUGCCGCCGCCGCCGCAGCCGUCGAGUUACAUAUUAUUGUUAUUGUUAUUGUCAUUACCGUCAUCGUCGUCGUCGUCGUUGUUGUUACCGCCGCGGUCGCCGCCACCGACGCUGUUGUCAUUCGAGUGUCGUGCGUUUUUUGUCGUUGUCCGAAUUAAAAAAGUUUCUUCUUCUCCGGCCAUACCAGUGUUGUGCGUACUACAUCCGCCGCAUUCUACCCUCGCACGACCGUUUAGUGGCCCGCGUCUCCGUGGAGUUCGCUUGAGUGUUCGUGUGUGUGUGUGUUUGUGUGUGUGAGUGUGUGUACAUGUUGUCGCGUGCGUCCGCGAUCUAGUGCUUGUCAUUUCGUCCCCGGGGGACACUGGAAGAAUAUAACAACACAAGUUCCCGUCCGGUUUCGAUUUGGUCCGCGAAAUAUUGAUUCACAUCAUAAUAAUCGUAUAAUAAUACUAUACUAAUUUCAGCACACGCUAUACAGGCAUACCUACCUAUCGUAAUUCGACAGUUAAUUAUACCCAAAUAUUAAAUUGAUUAAUAAUAAUAUACCAAAGGCCUAAAAAAUCUUCGACCAGUGUGACCGCCGCCACCGCCGCGAUAUACCUACGCGAAUCCGAGACGAAUAAAGCUCUCGAUAAAAUCUAUCGUCACGAUAAAUUUGCGUUCUACAUAGAUAUAGGAGGAGACGCGUGUUCUGGAGAGAGGUGUAUAAUAAUAUUAUACAAUCACAUUAGACCGAUUGUGCAGUGUGCGUGGGCGUAGGAACGCGUGUGUCGAUUGAAAACUUACCGCGGCCGUGUGUUUAUCAUCCCGCCGUCGAAUAUGAGCAUCGCCGCUUUGUUACAAGCCGCCGAGUACCUGGAAAGGCGCGAAAGAGGUAAGUUUACCGCGUCGCCUCCGUACCCCCCGCCACCGUUCGCCGACACCGCAGCCGCGAACGACGGACCCGCCGCCGCCGACCGCGUAAACACCGUCGUAUUUUUUGCAGAAGCGGAACACGGAUAUGCUUCGCCGAUGCCGAUCACAAUCGAUCUCAAAGGGUCUUCGAAGAGGUCAAAGACGAAGAAGUCGCAGGGAAGCCGAACAACUCAUAAUGAACUGGAGAAAAACAGGCGAGCUCAUCUCAGAAACUGUUUAGAAAAACUGAAAGAAAUGGUCCCGCUGGGUCACGAAUCGUCGCGGCACACGACUCUGGGCUUGCUGACUAAAGCCAAGCGGUUCAUAAAGAAUUUGGAAUCGCAGGAGAAAAAACACAUGAUGCACAAGGACACGCUGAGCCGAGAGCAUAGAUACCUGCGGCGGAGACUGGACCAGUUGACCACCACAUUAAAUGUGAACAAACGCCGUUCCGUUUCCGAGUCCAGUAGCUACACUACCGCGUCUGGUGCAUCGACAACCUCGUCCGCAUGCAGCACGUCUUCGUCGCCAUCUAUAUCUGAAUCAGACGAAGUGGACGUGACCGGCUGGGUGAGCGACACCGGAAGCGUACAAUCUGGGUCCAGCGACAGUGGCGUUGCACUCUCUACUUGCCGCAUCACAUUAUCCGAAAUGGUCUUUUAGACAAAUAUGUACGGUGACCAAGACACGAGGAAGACGACGAAUACGACGACGAAGAUAUGAAUAAAAAAAAUAAUAUAUUAAUAAAAAAAAAAAAAACUAUAAUUAAAAAAAAAUCCAAAAAUGUAUGAAAUAAUAUUUUAAUUUAUAAAACAUAUUUACAUGUAUAUACACGUUAAAAUUGUAUACAUGAUAUACGUAUAUAUAUGUGUGCGUGUGUGUAUGUGUGUAUAUAUAUAUAUAUAUAUAUUUAUAUAUUAUAUUAUUUAUGAAACGCGUGUACCAGCACCCCGAGAAGAGGCUAUUUUAGGGAUCAUCGAUCCGACUGAUCUGUGUUCACCUAACAACCACUAAUGGACGCGAUACGAGCACACGCUGACCUAUAGGAUGACGGGCUAUAUUAUAACAACGACUACAUUUUGUUUAUUAUUAUUAUUUUAUUCAUUCUCUCUUUUUCUCAAUCAUUAUAAAUCCCUUCACGCAUGUAACACGCGCGAGCCGCUGAUGUCCACGAAAAAAAUAUAAUUUUUACUAUACUCAGCUCUAGUCACCAAAUAAUAUUAUAUUAUACAAUUUUUUUUUUUUUAAUUAUUAUUAUUAUUAUUAUUUAUACAUUGGUGAUUGGCCAGAACUCUCGUGGAAGAGGUACAGAUGAUAGGAAUGAAUGAUAAUACAAAUUCUAACGUCAACAAUUAUUUAUUAUAUAUUAUGAUUUUACAUAUAUAUAUAUAUAUAUAUAUAUAUAUACGUAUAACAACACACAUAUACAACAACUUUUAACCCUUACGCAAUUUUAUCAGUAUCUCAUUAUUCGUAAUUAUUGUAUUAUUUCUUUCUUACUAUUAGUAUAAUAUAAAAUAUUAUAUUUACAAUAUAGACGUACAAUUUUUUUUUUCUGUUAUUACAAUAAUGAUUUGCGGUAUGAUAUUAAUGUUUUAUUAUUAUGUAUAAUUAUUAAAUUAUUUUAAUAUUUACGUAGAAUAUUGUUUGUAAACGGUCGCCGGCCAUACGCACCGUCUAAAUAUAUAUAUAUAUAUAUAAUAUACUCACGUAUAAUUAUAUUUCUCAUCGAACCAAAAAAUAAACAGCCUCUCAAUUUUUUGGAAUAAAA